GCCAUGCUAGCACCGGGUAUUCGAGUCGCCCGCGGUCCCGACUGGAUCUGGCAUGAACAAGAUGACGGUGAAGGACACGUCGGGACACUGUGUGAAAUAGGACGAUUUGGAUCGACCCACUCGCCGGACAAGACCGUUGUUGUGAACUGGGAUUCGGGCCACCGGACAAACUAUCGUGUCGGUUACCAUAAACAGUACGAUCUGAUCGUGAUCGACAACGCACAAAUAGGCGUGAAACAUCCGAACGUCCUUUGUGACGGUUGCAGCAAGGCGGGCAUCACUGGCAUACGGUUCCGGUGUGCUGAAUGUCCGUACUACGAUUUGUGCGCCACCUGCUACGGCAAUGACCUGCAUGACCUAGAACAUCCCUUCAUCCGCUUUCAGACUGCCAACUCGCUCGGCAUCCUUCUGCCACCACGGAAAGGUUCGACCAAGAUACAGUUAAAAGGAAUCUUUGCCGGUGCGAGAGUUACACGUGGUCCCGACUGGGAAUGGAAUAAUCAGGACGGUGGUCCGGGCAAAUCUGGUCGUGUCUUGGAAAUUCGCGGCUGGGACAACGAAUCCUGUCGCAGCGUGGCGAGUGUAGCUUGGGCUUCCGGCUCUACCAACGUGUAUCGGCUCGGACACAAGGGAAACGUAGAUCUGCGUUACGUGCAGCCGUCUGUCGGUGGAUUUUACUACAAAGAUCACAUGCCAGUAUUAGGACAACCAGAAGAACAGCAACCGGUUUCACCACCGGUGCGUUCCAAUUUUUCCGUCGGCGACCGUGUCCAGGUGGCUAUCUCAGAGGAGCGUCUAAAGACGUUGCAACAGGGCCAUGGAGGAUGGAACCCGCGCAUGGCCGAAUACCUGUCGAAGGUUGGCAUCGUGCACAGGAUCACCGACAAGGGUGACAUCCGGGUGCAGUACGAGGGCUGCACUAACCGGUGGACCUUUCAUCCGGCAGCGCUCGUGAAGAUUUUUAGUUUCAACGUCGGUGAUAUAGUUACCUUCAUUGCGGAUGCUACUAAAAUGCAACAACUCCAGAAAGGUCAUGGCGAGUGGAUCGAAACGAUGCACAAUGUGUUGGGCAAAUUGGGAAAAGUGCUCAAAAUCUACAGCGAUGGUGAUUUGCGCGUGCAGCAAAUGGACGAAGACAUGGCGUGGACAGUGAACCCAAUGUGUGUAAAGUUAUCGACUGCGGCGCAUGCUGCCGCGACUGAACGCUCCAACAGCAUGCGAGAUUUAAGCAAUCAGCGUAUCAACGUACACCAUAUGGCGCCCUUGGCCGGGCUGGGUGGUCCUACGGCUCCCGAUCGGCUGGUACGCGAAGCUGCCCUGGGUAACCUCGAAUUCGUCCAGACCUUCCUAAACAUUAAUCCGGAAGCAGUGGAUUGCGUAAGUGGUGGAAAAACCUGCCUUCAAGUGGCUGCUCACCAGGGUCACGUAGAGCUGGUGAAGUAUUUACUGAUGGCGGGUGCCAAUGUAAACGUUACAGACAAGGAAGGCGACUCAACGUUACACUAUGCGGCAUUCGGCAACCAGCCGGAAAUUAUGCGUGUCCUGUUACAGCAUAAUGCCAGCAUCGAUGAGCUCAAUUCGGCCCACUGUUCGGCAUUGCACAUCUCCGCACAUAAAAAACCGCCGCACUGUGUCAAGGUGUUGUUAGAGUUCGGUGCGAACGUUAAUGUGCAGGACGCGUAUGGCGAUACGGCACUGCACGAUGCGAUCGGCAAAGAAAACGUAGAGGUAGUGGAGAUGCUUUGUGGUUGCCCCACGCUUGAUCUUACUAUCCGUAACCAUCGUGGAUUCAAUGUGUUGCAUCACGCGUCCCUCAAAGGCAAUGUGCAUGCAACACGUCACAUCAUUCGAUUGGCACGUCAACUGAUGAAUGUGCGUAAGGAUGAUGGUUUUUCUGCGCUACACCUAGCAGCCCUAAACGGGCAUACGCGUAUUAUUGAGGUGUUGGUGCAAGAAGGUCAAGCGGACAUAAACAUCCGUAACAACCGCAGCCAAACACCGUUUCUGCUGGCGGUCUCGCAGGGACAUACGGCCUCCAUCGAAAAGCUGGUUGAUCUCGGAUGCGACGUUCGAGCGCGCGACGAAGAUGGCGACAACGCAAUGCAUCUGUGCAUCAUCAAGAAAGCGAAUCUGGUACAGGACGUCUCGCCAACGGAUGCGCCGAAAAUCCACGACAUUUACCAAUCGCUGGCUGGCAUUGUGAUCGAGCAUCGACUCAUGUAUGCGCUGUUAUGCUUUCUCGCCAGUGAAGGUUGCCCGCUCGACGUCAACCACAAAGGUGCUCGCGUACUUGAUUGGAUCGGGAGCCCACAAAUCAAGGAAAUCAUCGUCGAAUACGAACGAACGCGGUUGGCGAGGGAAGCUGCUGCUGCUGCAGCACCGAAUGGUCCCAUCAUCUCGGCCAGUCUCCCAGCCAACCCCUCCGGUGGAACAUCCUCUCGUAACUUGCCCAACCCAGAAGAGGACACACCACCACAUCACCAAUUGGCGUCUAACCUAGAAGCGAUGAACAUUGCGGGACUCGCAGUCGAGUCAACAUGUAGCGGGAGGGUGGAAAAGCUUGCGGACGCUGCCGGCAGUGCAUCGCUUGCGCUUGAGAACGGACUGGCGGGUGUUAGUGGAUUACAGCAUCCUGCCCCGUCCGUUCCGAGCAAUCCUCCAACACCAGCACGUCGCAAUAGGGGACAUGGAACUCGGGAUGCCGCUGGUACGCUUGUCACACCGCCCGCCGUUCUCGGUGCUGCUGGCAGUCAUUGUGAUGAGGCAGAACCUAACCUACUUCACCCUUCUGCCGCAGCAAUCUCCUCCUCAUCAUCAUCAUCUGUCCCCGUGAAUAUCAGUCCUAGUACCGCCGGUAACGGCACCACCAUGCCUGUAGAUAGUCCCGCUCGGUACAAGUCACCAAACAGAGCCUUAUCGCCUGCAAUGGGCGACCCCCUACCAGCACCACCCACGCCCCCUCCACAUGGUUCAUCCUCGCCGUCAUUGAGCUCCGGAAUUAGUGUCGCUCCUUUGUCGAAGCAUAUCAGCCGGCGGCAAUUCAUGAUGGACAAGAACACGGCACCUCCUACACCACCACCAUCAACAGCCACUUCCAAUCUGCCCACCGCUACUUCCUGCACAGCUAGUCCGACGCCACCAGCAACAGUUGCACCACCGGUGCCACCACCGCCUCCAGCAUCGGUACCGCACCUGCAACAUCACCAUCAACAAGUGCUGGCUCCAACUGAAGCACCACGCGAAUGUAUUGUGUGCAACGAAACACUACAACUGAUCGUGUUCGAUCCCUGCCAUCACCAGAUUGCUUGUGAGGAGUGCGGUUUGCGCAUGAAGAAGUGUCUAACCUGUGGGAUGCACAUCGAUCGUCGCACAACCGCUGCCGGGUGGCCACUGCAUGGUCCGAAGGAGGGCCGGCAUCCGUCCGCAGACCGGCUGCGAUACCUCGAGAGUAAAAUCAUGGAGAUCGAGGAAACCCAUUGUUGCAGCAUCUGCAUGGAACGACGGCGAAAUAUAGCGUUCUUGUGUGGGCACGGUUCCUGUUCCAAAUGUGGCGAAACGCUCAAGAUCUGUCACAUGUGCCGGAAGCCGAUUACGAAAAAGAUCAAUCUUUAUUAA
Anopheles marshallii is the source of this 3615-nucleotide messenger RNA. RefSeq names its product E3 ubiquitin-protein ligase MIB2 (gene mib2). The transcript is spliced from 5 exons. The coding region runs from base 4 to 3615 and encodes 1203 amino acids. Gene Ontology annotation, molecular function: protein binding; zinc ion binding; ubiquitin-protein transferase activity. Gene Ontology annotation, biological process: protein ubiquitination. NCBI's taxonomy places the organism in Eukaryota, Metazoa, Arthropoda, Insecta, Diptera, Culicidae. The record is from RefSeq and is a predicted model, not a curated record. Gene Ontology annotation, cellular component: cytoplasm.